ACUGUUUCGCUACAUAGAUAAUGGCGGAGGAGCCAAUCAGUCUCGAAGACCACUCGCCGAUAACUCCAGCAAUAGAUACCGACUCAGAGGAGAAGUCAAGCCCGACAGAGAACAUAGACAUCUUGUAUGAGAAUCAGCGCGGGGCCUUCUGUUGUGGAAUUCCUUUGUUCUCCGCAAAUUCACUACUUAAUUUCGAUCCUAAGCCCUGGGUAACCUCUACCUAUAAACCGUCACCUGUUAAUAUCACAAAUGCACAACUGCCAGACCCGAGCUGGGAAUGGACUUGGAAGUCAUGGUAUGUGGACAUGUCCCACGACGUGGAUGAGGAGGGCUGGGAGUACUCGUACUGGUUCAGAGGCUUCUCAUGGCACGGAAGCCACCCAUGGUUCCACUCGUUCGUCCGUAGGAGACGCUGGCUGCGCAAGAGGAAUAAGAAAAAGCAGCGUACUAGGAAGGAUCUAGAAGAUGCACAGCCUCUGCGCAAAGACGCAGCAAGUAUAGGUACUACGCUGGUACCUUCAAAUUUUGUCAUGAAUACGAGACAACCAUCGGUGGACGAGGGGCAAAGGGAGGAGAUCACGAACGUUCUCGCGUUAAUGGCUGCUCUAAAAAAGUCUCCAAUCGACAGAGAAAAGAUUGUAGUUGUGAAGCAAUUCUUGUCGCAAGGCGGCGAAGAGCUUCACUAUCUCGCUGAGAAUAUACCAGCUAUCAUGGCUCAACUUGUUUUCCAAGAUUCACGUCGCCAGCUACUUGCCACAUUGACAGCUGAGCUCGAUGCGGCGGGCGAACACCGUGAGGAACAUAAGAACCGUAAACAACCCGAGGAUGAGAUCGAAAGCCGCAGAAUCGACAAUCUUCUCAAAGCUGCCAAUACAGCGGACGAGCAAUGUCGGAAGCUGGAGUACUGGAGCGACAUUCGAGGGAUGGUGCGUGAGGGUGAAGCGAAGGGUGCGACAGAUGCUGCUCAUGGAUGGGAUGGCCAUGGCUGGCAAGGAGUUGACUCGAGCGGACCGCCUCCAGGACGUGAUGAGCAAUUGAGGGAGAAGGACUGAAGAAGAAGUCGUCUUCCAGUGACGAGCGCAAGAAUCAUUACGACGUUUGCAUUGUUCCAUACCCAGCAUGAUGGCGUUGGUAGUUCUGAAGGUUGUUGUUUAUAACACAGGUGUACAUACAAAGUUUACUUCACAAACCUAAGUGCAGUGCGAUUUAGCGUCAGUAUAGCCAAGGAUGAUUAUUCUACAGACAUGAGUAGGAUACGUAUCUACGUCUGGAGAUGACACUGGUCGUCUGCCAUCGCCUGAGAGAUACCGAGUCAAUCACCAAGAGAUAAGGGAGGAGAUACACCGAGUCAAGCCAUGAUGCUUCACGAGGAGCAGGACU
This is a messenger RNA of Pseudovirgaria hyperparasitica, 1380 nucleotides long. RefSeq lists its product as uncharacterized. The record is from RefSeq and is a predicted model, not a curated record. The coding region runs from base 21 to 1052 and encodes 343 amino acids. The transcript is spliced from 2 exons. NCBI's taxonomy places the organism in Eukaryota, Fungi, Ascomycota, Dothideomycetes, Acrospermales, Acrospermaceae.